This is a messenger RNA of Baudoinia panamericana UAMH 10762, 1164 nucleotides long. RefSeq lists its product as uncharacterized. Gene Ontology annotation, cellular component: membrane; lipid droplet; dehydrodolichyl diphosphate synthase complex. Lineage: Eukaryota; Fungi; Ascomycota; Dothideomycetes; Mycosphaerellales; Teratosphaeriaceae. Bases 258 to 1064 code for a protein of 268 amino acids. The transcript has 2 exons. Gene Ontology annotation, molecular function: ditrans,polycis-polyprenyl diphosphate synthase [(2E,6E)-farnesyl diphosphate specific] activity. The record is from RefSeq and is a predicted model, not a curated record.
GUAGCGGAGGCGGCUCCGCGGACCAUCGACCACUUCUACGUUUUAGCUUCGUAACACGUUUGUGUCUUACGUGUCUCUUCCUUCAGUAUGUGACCUGAACUUUGCACUGUCGAACCUCUAUUGGCCGCUCUGGCCAAGACUUGACACUUUCGGAAGUCACAAUGAGCCGCCUGUCAGGACUGGGAAAAUUCAAACAUUUUGGAGCACCGUGACCGCAACGUUCCGCCUUUCAACAGUCCAUUCGCUAGUCUCACAACAUGUCCUCCACCUAUGGUACCCACCUCCGCCGCUGGCUGCUUGGUCUUCCUCCAGUCGAAUGGGCAGUCCAGCAGAUCCGCGGGCUUCUCAUCAGUACGCUCAAAUGCGGCCCCAUACCCCAACAUAUCGCCUUCGUGAUGGACGGCAAUCGACGCUAUGCCCGCCAGAACUCGCUCGAGACUGUCGAGGGGCAUCAUAUGGGCUUUGAAGCGCUGGCACGCAUUCUCGAGGUCUGCUACAAAAGCGGCGUUCGAGUUGUCACGAUCUACGCCUUCAGUAUCGAGAACUUCAAGCGGAGUAGGUACGAGGUGGACGGCUUGAUGGACAUGGCCAAGACGAGACUCGUGCAAAUGAGUCAACACGGGGAGCUAUUCGAGCGAUAUGGGGCACGCGUGAGAAUCUUGGGCGAUUUGAGCUUAGUGCGGGAAGACGUGAUGGAGCAAUUAGACCGGGCUGCGGAAAUGACGAAGCAUCAUGACCGUGCUGUGCUGAACGUUUGCUUCCCGUAUACGUCAAGAGAUGAGAUCACGAGGAGCAUACGAGAGACAGUACGAGAAUACAGCACGCCAAGCCAGAGGGCGGCGGGAAGGGGUGGUUUCAGUGAGAGCCACCGGACAUCCGGAGUGUAUCGGCUGAGUGAUUUUAUGCUAUGGCAAUGCCAUGAGGACACCGAGAUCCGCUUUGUCGAUGUAUUAUGGCCGCAGUUCUCCCUGACGACAUUCAUGCCUAUACUCUUGGAGUGGCAGUGGCGGCAGAGAAGGAAGGCUUCAGAUGAGAGUCGGCAGGGUGUGCUGAAAGUGCAAUAGCCAACGGCAAAAGUGCUAAUCUUUGCAAGGCGUUGGCGGCAUGGUGCAUUGCAAUCGAAAGGACGCUCUGCGAUACCCGUUUGUACAUUUUAUGAUAUCA